Molecule: messenger RNA, 1787 nt
Organism: Phyllotreta striolata
Lineage: Eukaryota; Metazoa; Arthropoda; Insecta; Coleoptera; Chrysomelidae
Source: the annotation of a GenBank genome assembly
UAUGUUCCUUGCCAGUUUUUACAAUUUGUUAGAUACUAAUUUAAGAGUAAUAAAAUAAAUAAUUAGAAUAGUAAAUAUUGUUUAACCCCAAAAACCGUGUCCCCAACCCACUCCAUAAGGUCUGUAACCCCAUCCGAGCCCUGUGAAUCCUGGGUAAUAAGGCCUGUAUAACCCUACGCCGACACCACCCCAUCGAGUUCUCCCCCAAGCGCCCCAUCCAGGUCUGCCCCAACCGCCCCAUCCUCUUCCAUAACCGCCAUACCGUCCCCACCUGCUCUCCUCCGUCUCCAAAUCGUUGGCUUUCAAGUCAUGAUCCUUAUUAUUCGCAUUAACAUUGGACAAUUGCUCUGUUAAAUCGUUUGUUGGGUGUGUCAAUGUUAGCGUAAAAAUGCACACAAGAAGAAUAAAUACCUGCAAUAAUAAUUGUUUUAAUUCCAGCUGAGUAAUUGUUCAUAAUAAUAAAAAGUUUUUUUUUACUAAAAAUAUGUAAUUAUAAAAAGGCUUGCGGCAUUGACACUUUUCAAGGUGAAACGAAGAUUUUGAACUUACAAUUUUUUACUAGAUAAUAAUUAUGUAACAUAAUAGGAUAAAAAGAGUAGUGUAUAGCAUAUUGUCUGUGGGAUUGAAGAAAAAAAGUUAAAGUACUCGCUACUUACACAGAAUAUAUUCGACAUAUUUAUCGCUGGAAACCAGAAGAGCUUUUGAAAAUGUCGCAAACUUAUUUGACGAUUUGAUAAAUGCAGUCCCUUAUAUAGACAUUUCAUCUUAUUAUUGUUGUUUUUUGUAAUUAGUGGCUGUUAAAAAAUGGAAAUUCCACUGUGUACUCAGAGAGGUCGUCGAUAUAAUAGAGAUAAACCUCCUCAUAACUGAUGCUAUGCCAAAAUUGAACUUUUUAUCUAUUAUUUUUAAGUCAAUUUACUACUUGAAAUAAUAAUGUUUAGCUAUUAAAUUAUUAUUAUUAUAAUCCUAUUUGGUACCACAGUUUUUUGUAAUUAACAAACAUAUUCUUUGAGCGCAAACAACGGAAAAUGUAUUCUAAGUUUUGUUUACAUCGGUGCACUCGAAGUAAUUGAUGCUUUGUACCGUCGUAUAUUGUUUAUCGGAUGUUACCCAUUUAAAUUUUAAUACGAAUGUUUGUAUUCAUAAGAGGCAGGUAAUUUUCUCCAUAAGAAAAUACGUCUAAUUAAGAUGAAGGUACUAAACGCGUCAGAACUGGUGCUGACGUUAUUCGAAAUCUGGAGCUAUAUAAGCGGCAAUAGUUUUACCUGCUAUCGUUAGUCAACACUUCUUCGCUGUCGAAUUAAGUAUUCCGAAAAAAACAGAAAAUUUUCAAAAUGAUGAAGGAAAUCAUCAUAUUGGGCAUGCUCUGCGCCUUCGUCUAUGCAUUACCACCCCACGUUCCCAUUCCUGACCGCCUACAAGCCCUAGUACAAGCCCCCAUCGAAAGUGACCUGGAAACUGCCGCCUCCGCUCAUCACGGUUACGGAGGUGGUUACGGAGGUGGUUACGGAGGAGGAUACGGUGGAUACGGUGGAUACGGCGGACACGGUGGAUACGGAGGAUACGGCGGACAUGGCUACGGACACGGCGGACAUGGAUACGGCCACGGGCACGGACAUGGACACGGACACGGACACGGACACGGGGGUUGGUAAUAAUAAACGAGUCAAAAUUGAUGAGUAGGUUCCAUUUGGAACAUCUAUGUAGGUAUUAGUGAGAUUUUUGUAUUAUUUGUGAACGUUAUUUAUACCAACUUACUUAAUUGUUAUUAAAAUGUAUUAUAUACA